Messenger RNA from Schizosaccharomyces octosporus yFS286, 1174 nucleotides. RefSeq names its product RNA polymerase II transcription elongation factor SpEAF. Gene Ontology annotation, cellular component: super elongation complex. The transcript is spliced from 4 exons. The coding region runs from base 134 to 958 and encodes 274 amino acids. Gene Ontology annotation, molecular function: transcription elongation factor activity. Lineage: Eukaryota; Fungi; Ascomycota; Schizosaccharomycetes; Schizosaccharomycetales; Schizosaccharomycetaceae. Gene Ontology annotation, biological process: regulation of transcription elongation by RNA polymerase II; positive regulation of DNA-templated transcription. The record is from RefSeq and is a predicted model, not a curated record.
UCAGUUAGUCUCCUUGUUUUGAAUUUAGUGACCAUCAUCAAUGGAUGAUAAACCAAACUACGAGAUACACUAUUUACGAAAGAAUAUGAAAGCUGAGAGCCCCAGUUGACUUUUUUCACAGCAUAAACAGAAGAUGAACUGUCUUCAAAAAGGAUCAUAUCCUAUUUUACCUGGAUCCAGCUUUUUAAAUAAGUCGAAUGGACUAGUUUCUGUAAAAUAUAAUUUCAAACCAGAAAGCGUGGAUCGCAGCCGUAAAGGCGGCAUGGAAAAGAGUCAAGAUACUUAUCGACUAACUUUACCAUCUACUCUUGAACAUGGGCGUCCCCAUGUAUUUGAAGGAUCGGGCCAACAAGCACGAAAUGUGGAUUGCGUGUUAGUGUACAAUCCUAAAAAUAAGACGUUUACGAUCGAGCAAAUGGAUGAGAUUAUCAGAGUUCACGCCUUGCGAAAUGGAGGACGCGCAAUUGCAAAUACAGCACCUCAGCAGCCUCCGGAGCCGAUGACAAAGGGAUUAGCUUUUCCUACAGUGUCAUCCUCCACCUCUAAUUCAUUAGCGACCGGAGAGCCAUCUCAUGCUACUGGGUCUGCCGCAGACGAGGGAUUUAAUCUAAUACCACCACGCACAGAGGGUUCAAACCAAAGGUCAGUUCCUGCAUUUGCAAUGUCAGCCAAAAAAGCAACAGUUCAUUCAAGACCAAAUCCCGUCCGGAAUUCUGAUAUAAUUGACAUUGGAUCAGGUACAGAGAGAGAGACGGAGGAUGUGCUGGAGCUUGACGACUUUGCCAAGGAACUUGAACUUGGUCUUGAUCAGGAGCUAGGGAAGAACUCUGAAGAUAGACAAUCAUUCAUAGCUGGCAAGCCUAUUUCGUUGCGCGAUUUGUCAAGACAAGAAGAAGAGAGCGGACGGGCCGCUGCAACCUCUUACGAAGCAGUAAGCAGUGCCUCGGAAGAUGAAUGAGGAUUGAAUGAAAAUGUCGUUAAGUUAUGUCUUUUCGUGGCUUUCUGAAAGGGAAUCCCAAGGAGAACGAACUACAAGACGAAUUCCAUCAUUGUGGUUCUACACAGUUGAAAACUUUUUUUGUCAUGAAUAUUUUUUUUAUAUAUAUAAUUAAUGUUGAUUUUAUUCCCUAUGUCCUAACUAGAAUAAUGAAUGAAAUGCAAGCUUGAACUCGUA